Messenger RNA from Anopheles bellator, 1683 nucleotides. RefSeq lists its product as uncharacterized. The record is from RefSeq and is a predicted model, not a curated record. The coding region runs from base 128 to 1471 and encodes 447 amino acids. NCBI's taxonomy places the organism in Eukaryota, Metazoa, Arthropoda, Insecta, Diptera, Culicidae. The transcript is spliced from 2 exons.
AAAUAAAUCUCAUCCAUCCAUCCGAACUGUGCGUCGAAGUGUCCGCGAUUGUGUCCCCCACUGGUCCCGACCAUCGGUGAACGGCUUGCCUGCGGAGGCUCCUGACGAAGUGGUCGCGGUGCGCGCUAUGGAGGUAGAUAUGCGGUUCGUGCUGGAUCGAACGAGCGACGCGGAGGAACUGUUGGAGACGGGCUAUCAGAAGGGUUACUCCUGCAACCUGCCGCCCGUGUCGAGGGAGAUGCUGUGGGACUACGUGCUGACCCUCAUGCGCACCGUUUGCGCCAACGAGGCGCAGCAGAAAGCACUGCAAGAGGCUACCACGAGCAAGUGCGACGAUGACGACGACUCGGUCGGGUACGUGCAGGUGCACCGCCAGGAAUGUAUCUGCACGGUCAAGGGGCAGCUGCACACGGUCAGCCCGGGAGAGGACGGCGAAAGCACGGAGGUCAAAAUCUACCAGCUGUCGGUGGAGGUGGACGAGCAGCGGGAGCGCAUCCAAGCGGUCAGCUGCCGGGACUGCGACGGGCUGGGAUGCUGCCAGCACGCGCUGAGCUUUCUGCUGUGGCUUCACAACCGGAACGAGAUAGGCAGCAACCAGGAGCGCGAGUGCUACUUCCGCACCCCGCUCGUGACCGAACUGGAACAGCUGCCCCCGAAACCGGCCCUGAACAAGACGAAGGCGAAAAACUUUAUCCGCGAGAUCGUACACGGCCUGCAGAAAGACGACAUCGACUGUCCGCUGCGGUGGAACUUUUCGGCGGUGAACAAAAAGUUUUCCAAUCUGUCGAUCCACGAGCUGAUCAUGUGCGCGGUCAAGAACCGGUACGAUGCGAACCAGUUUCUCGAGCACGCUCAGGCCGUGGUCUCGUCGUCCGUCACCACACUGCAGGACAAGGUCAAAUUUACGCCACGGUGCAGCGCCUGGUUCCAGGAGCUCCGGUACGGGCGCAUCACCGGCGCCAAGGUGUACGACUGCGUGAACCUGAACGUUGCCCAGCCCCUGCUGUACGAAUCGAUACUCGGGUGCAACAAAGAGGUCAAUGCGGCCGUGCAACGCAAGAAGAUCCUAAUCCGGCAGCGGCUCGAGGAGUACACGAAAACGACCUACGAGAACCCGCGCAUCAAGAUGAACGCCAACUACCCGAUCAUCUUCGACAUCCCGGACGGCAUCUCGCAGUCGCACGUGGUCGAGAUCAAGUGCCCACGGUCGGAGGAACACUCGAAGAAGUACCUCACCGAAGACGGCAGCAUCAACGAGAAGUACUACAUGGAGAUGCAGAUCCACAUGCUGAUGUACGGCAAGACGGCCGGCGUGAUCUGCGUGGCGCACGAGAACUUUGACACCAACAGCGAUCUGUACAUGCACUCGUUCAACCUCAACAAGCCGUUCGCCGUCAAGAACCUGCAGAAGGCGAUGGACUACUGGAAGAACAGCGUCUACCCGGAGCUCUUCAGCAGCUGGUCCGAGUGAGGGCCGACCUUUUCGGAGUCAUCGAACGCACGGGAGCGCCACAGUGUAACGAGGGACCGCAGGAGCGCAGGAGAAUAUCUUAGAAUUAUCCUUAAUUUUUAUCUUCUUUCUUUGACAAAAACACACAUAAGACACACAUACACGCACACAUACGAACACAGGCAUCCCGAUUGAGUUGUAGCAUUUUAAGGACAAUAAAUGUAAGACUUUCA